AUGCCGGACCUCAGGGAGCUCAAGACCGACAUGAUGUGCAACUGGCUGCAUCAGCAACAAAUAGAGCGAAUGUGGACGACCAACAGUAUCGAGGAAGGUGUUUUGCUGAAAAAGGCUAAGGAUGACUACAGGUGUGCGCCAGAAGACCUCUCAUCACGGCCUGACGGAGUGUAUGAUGCUGUGAGGAGACUGAACGUCAAGUGUGCCAUGACAGUCAAUACGGGAGUCGUCAAACUCUUUCUCCAGGAUCAGACACUCACCCACAUGCCGCUGGACUCAGGCCUUCGGCUGCAGAUUCUUCCAAACAUCAACGCCCUACCAGACUGCCAGAAGCAUCAAUUUGCAGCUUUCGUGCGAACCAACAACAUCCUCGUUGUAUGGGACGACGACCCCAAUCACAUCCUUAAGCGUGUGCAAUCCAUUGAAGACCAGCUUAUCAGCAUGGUAUGGAAGGGAGAGUUCGAUGAUGAGGUAUCAGCACUGCCAGUUCUCAGUGCUGUACCAAGCACCCUUAACCUGAGUCCCAACGGCCACGAAGCAUCCUUGCAGGACCAUGAAGGGCCUUUGCCACCUCGUCGUAUCGUUCUUGUUCAGCCUAUUCUCACGGCCUUCACCCUGAUCCUGCUCAUCGCCGCCAUUGGGAGUGGCUGGCGGGAAAUUGCCGUCGAACUAAAAGUCGACCACGACUGGAUACGACUGGCCUUCUUCGCGGUCGUCCCCUUUCAGUGCUGGCUAGCCCUCUUCUUCAUGCAAUCCGUUGCCGGUUGCUGUGCCCAGAUCAUCGGCCCCAUUAGCCAAAUGAACGCCAACACCAAAUUCUACUCCGGCAUGCCUCCACCUCGCCUCCCGACGGACGGAUCCUGUGUGUUGCCACACGUCACUAUACAAUGCCCCGUGUACAAAGAAGGGCUCUGGUCCGUCAUCGAUCCCACGAUCAAGUCUAUCAAGGAUGCAAUCUCCACCUACGAGAUGCAAGGCGGCACGGCUAAUAUCUUCAUCAACGACGAUGGUAUGCAGAUCAUCCCAGCUGAAGAAGCCCAAGAACGGAGAGAUUAUUAUGACGAGCACAACAUUGGUUGGGUGGCUCGUCCCAAACACAACCCAAAACCUAAUGGUGAAGGCGAGCAGCCCUUUAUCCGAGCCGGCAAGUUCAAAAAAGCAUCGAACAUGAAUUACGCGCUCAAUGUCUCCGCGCGGGUCGAGGACAAAUUAUCCGCCAUGGUCCAGCCAACCGAUGGCACAUGGGCAGUCGAACACGAACGCACAGCCUACCAAGCCACAUUAGCUGAAAUCAUCAAUGAGGACGAGGGCCGCACCGAAGCAGCCGGCAACAUUCGCGUUGGCGACUACAUCCUGCUCAUCGACAGCGACACGCGCGUCCCGCAGGACUGUUUCCUGAGCGCUGUUUCCGAAAUGGAAGCCUCUCCCGAAGUCGCGAUCAUACAAUUCGCCUCCGGGGUUAUGAAUGUCACGGACUCUUGGUUCGAGAAGGGAAUCACAUUCUUCACCAAUCUCGUCUACACGGCCAUCCGAUAUGCCGUCUCAAACGGCGACGUCGCGCCCUUUGUCGGACAUAAUGCCUUUCUACGCUGGACGGCCGUGCAGGAUGUAGCGUACGUGUACGCGGACAUUAACGACGGCGUAGUCAAGGAGAAGUACUGGUCUGAAGCCACCGUGUCCGAGGACUUUGACAUGGCCUUACGUCUCCAAACACAAGGCUACAUCCUCCGACUCGCGGUCUACGCGGGCCAAGGGUUCAAAGAAGGCGUCUCGCUCACCGUGUACGACGAGCUCGCCCGAUGGGAGAAAUACGCCUACGGCUGCAGCGAGCUGAUCUUCCACCCCUUCCGCGACUGGGUCACUAAAGGACCAUUCACGACCCUGUUCCGCGACUUUGUGCGCUCCAAUAUGCCACUGCCCAGCAAGAUCACCAUCAUGGCCUACAUAGGCACGUACUACGCCAUUGGCAGCGCGUGGAUCCUGACGUUGCUGAACUACUGCAUCGUGGGUUGGUUUAACGGCCACCUCGACCACUACUACAUCGACAGUUUCAAGAUCUACUUUGCCAUCAUCAUCGUGUUCACCGCGCUGGGUAACCUCGCCCUCGCAGUCAUGCGGUACCGCGUCGAGGAGAAGACGCUGGCAUCCGCCCUGUGGGAGAACCUCCGCUGGAUCCCACUCCUGACGGUCUUUCUAGGCGGCAUCAGCUUGCACGUCAGCCAGGCGAUCCUCAGCCACCUUUUCUCCAUAGACAUGUCAUGGGGCGCCACUUCCAAGGAAGCCACGGACACGUCCUUUUUCGCCGAGGUGCCCACUAUCCUCCGGAAGUUUCGCUUCACCUUCAUCUUCUGCGUGGUCGUCAGCGUCGGCAUGGUAAUCGUGGCGGGAGUGGGGCCGCUGGGCCAAUUGGUGCCGUACGAUUGGCAGAUCGGGUGGUUCACAGCUAUUUGGCCACUGGCCACGGUCGUAGGAUCUCACGCCUUGUUGCCGUUGGUGUUGAACCCGGGGUUGAUGCAAUUUACCUUCUAA
Cladophialophora yegresii CBS 114405 is the source of this 2529-nucleotide messenger RNA. RefSeq lists its product as uncharacterized. NCBI's taxonomy places the organism in Eukaryota, Fungi, Ascomycota, Eurotiomycetes, Chaetothyriales, Herpotrichiellaceae. Bases 1 to 2529 code for a protein of 842 amino acids. The record is from RefSeq and is a predicted model, not a curated record. The transcript is spliced from 3 exons.